AUGAUGCCCUCCUUGCAUAUAGCUGCUACUAAAGUUUACUUGCAGAAAACGUUUGAUAUUAAAGACCUCGGUGAGCUCAGAUAUUUUCUUGGCAUCGAAGUCUUCCGAUGCAAAUACACACUUGACUUACUCCGAGACACAGGGAAGCUUGGGGCCAAGCCUGCCCGGACACCUCUUGAAGCCAACUACAAGGAUACGUCGGACUCCUCGCCAUUUCCUGACAUCGAACGUUUUCGACGGGUGGUAGGUAAGCUGAUUUAUCUUACUCUUACGAGACCUGACUUAAGCUUUGCGGUGCAUCAGGUGAGUCAAUGGAUGCAUGCACCGACUCUCCACCAUUGGCACAUGGUGGAUCGAAUCCUACGUUAUUUGAAGGGCUUGCCGGGAAUGGGGAUAUGGAUGCACAACAAUCAACACACCGAGAUCGUGGGAUACUAUGACGCAGAUUGGGCCAGAGAUAAAGCCGAUCGCAAGUCUACCACUGGAUACUGCACCUUUGUUGGCGGGAACCUUGUUACUUGGCGAAGUAAAAAACAAACGGUGGUGGCGCGGUCGAGUGCCGAGGCGGAAUAUCGAGCCAUGGCAAAUACGACAUCCGAAAUCAUUUGGCUCAAAACACUCUUGGGGGAACUCCGACUCGACUCUACAUCACCGGUUACCCUUCACUGUGACAACCAGGCUGCCAUUCACAUCGCUACCAAUCCAGUUUUCCAUGAACGUACGAAGCACAUCGAAGUCGAUUGCCAUUUCAUCCGUGAGAAGAUACUUCAAGGUAUCAUCUCCUUGAGCUAUACGAAGAGCACCGACCAACUUGCAUAUAUUUUUACCAAGGCUACCUCAACCGAUGUUCUUCAUUAUCUCGUUGGCAAGCUCGGCAUGCAUGACUUCUACAUGCCUAGCUUGAGGGGGAAUAUUGGAGGAGAUAUAUACGAAAGGGGGAACUCCGACUUGAACAAAUCUGGACAGCACGAAGACUUGGGCCACAAAGACUUGGGCCUUACUAAAGACAAGGAUGAUGGGCCUGAUGACGUUGACCCAAAUGCUCAAGGUGCUUCUUCUUCUUCCUUCCAACCCUAAUCACGCCGAAGGAAUCCCGUAUGAAGAUCUUCCUGAUGGAGAUCAUUACGCUCAUAUAUUCUAGUUCUCAUAUUUUUCUUUGUGAUGAUUUUUUAUGUUUCCAUAUCAGACCGACUUUCCUUUUCUGGAUUAUUCUUCUUCUUCUUCGUUUUGCCAUCUGUAUAUAUGUGCUGCA
Messenger RNA from Tarenaya hassleriana, 1252 nucleotides. RefSeq lists its product as uncharacterized. The transcript has 2 exons. The record is from RefSeq and is a predicted model, not a curated record. The coding region runs from base 1 to 1077 and encodes 358 amino acids. Lineage: Eukaryota; Viridiplantae; Streptophyta; Magnoliopsida; Brassicales; Cleomaceae.